AUUCGGCCGGUUCGCGCUCCAAGGGAAUAUCGAUGUUUCGCGCGACAGGAUGCGUCCGGCUUGAUCGGAUUAGAGAAAUUGAUGCCGCGCGGCGAACGAUCGCUGAAAAUAAUGAGAUAGGCCGGUCAUGAGCGUCGCUGGGCACAACCACAAACGUCCCUCGACGUCGAAUCGGGAACGGGAAGUCGCCGAGAAAAGAGAUAUCGCGAACGAGACGAUCAUCGGCGACUCCGAUGUCAGCGGCGAGGCGCGAUCGUGCGACGUUCACCGAGAUCGGUGCAAGAAACUCGCGGUGUCCGACGAUUCGGCUGAACGCGAUCGAGAAACGACCGCUCGCGAAACUCCGGCCGAGAGAAAAGACGAGAAAGCCGAUCUUUCGUUCGCGGACACCGACACGGAAUCUCGCAAGGACAACGCGGACGGCUCUUCGACGAAAUCGAAGAAGAAGAAGAAGAAGAGACGGAGGUAUCUGACGAUAUGCACCAGCAACUGCAAAUACGAAGCGGUGAGGCGGGUAGCGGCGCGUUUCGGGAUGAAGGAGGUCACCGAGGACAGCAGCUGGAACCUCUAUUGGACGGACUUGAGCGUCAGCGUGGAACGGGCCAAGGACAUGAAGAGGUACCAGAAAGUCAACCACUUCCCCGGAAUGACGGAGAUCUGCAGGAAGGAUUUGCUCGCGCGGAACCUGAACCGUAUGCUGAAGCUCUUCCCAAAGGAUUACAAUUUCUUCCCGAAGACCUGGUGUUUCCCAGCGGACUACGGCGACGCGGUGGCCUACGCGAAGCUGAGACGCUCGAAGACCUUCAUCGUCAAGCCCGACACCGGCUGCCAGGGCCGCGGAAUCUACUUGACCAAGAACUUGAAGGACGUCAAGCCCACCGAACGUAUGAUAUGCCAAGUGUACGUGGCCAGGCCUUUCCUGGUCGACGGUUACAAGUUCGACCUCCGCAUCUACGCUCUGAUCACCUCCUGCGAUCCCCUGAGAGUGUACGUGUACAACGACGGCCUAGCCAGAUUCGCGACGAGCAGGUACAAGGAACCGAACGGACACAACACGUCGAACGUGUUCAUGCACCUGACCAAUUACGCCGUUAACAAGCACAGCCGAAUGUACGUUAUCGACGAGGAGGUUGGCAGUAAAAGGAAGAUCUCCACCUUGAACAAGUGGCUGAGAACGAAGGACGUCGACGUGAAUGAACUGUGCCAGAGGAUCGACGAGAUUAUAAUAAAAACGAUUUCGGCCGCGUACCCGAUCCUGAAGCACAGCUACCACACGUGUUUCCCUACGCACGACAAAACGUACGCGUGUUUCGAGCUGCUGGGCUUCGACGUGCUGAUCGACUGGAAGCUGAAACCGUAUCUUUUGGAGGUGAACCACUCGCCGAGUUUCCACACGGACGCGCAAAUCGACAAGGACAUAAAGGAGGGUUUGCUGAUGGACACGUUCGCGAUGCUGAACCUGCAGCAGUGCGACAAGAAGAAGAUCAUCGAGGAGGACAGGAAACGGGUCAGGGACCGAUUGCUGCAGGGAAUAAGCUGCAAGGAAGCCAGCACGAACGACGCGACGGCGAUCGCGGCGAGGCUCGAGAAACCGGAAGAAGAUUUUCUGGAGCGGCAGUUUCAAUGGGAGGACGAGCACAUGGGCAAUUUCCGUCGGAUCUAUCCGUGCGCGGGCCUGGAGAAGUACGACUCGUUCUUCAAGCAGAACAGCAUCUCCGUCUUCCAAGACACGGUGGCGUCGCGCGCCAGAGAGGAAGCCUCGAGGAUCCAGAAGGAGGAGAGUGAGGUUCGUCCACUCCUCGGCGACGCGCGCGCCAGAAAAAUAACGGUUCGGGGCUCGUUCGACGUCCAGGCGAAGCUCAAGGAACAAGAGAGCAAGAAGAUGGCCGGGAAAUCGAGCGACUCCAAGUUACAUCCGGAGAGUCCGAACGUGGCGUACGGUCAUAAGUCGGUGUCGACGUCCUCGGCGCCCUCCGGCAAUCGGGAGGGGAGCAGAUCGGCGGCUGCGGCGAAGAGACGGUCUGCGCCCUCGAACACGAAGAAACAACCGGCGAACACUUUGUAUUCGUUCGAGCCGGAGAUAAUCUGCGAGUCCGAGGAACGGGAGCGCGUCACGGCGCUGGCUCAGCGCGACUUCCUGAUCAAGAGCUACGGCAUGCUCGAGCAAAUCUACAUGGCGAUGAAAAGGAACGGCACGCUGCGGCCCAUCGACGAGAAGAAGUACGGGCUGUACGGGAGACUCGGCUACAAGGAGAACGGGAGCAACGCCGCGGCUCUUUGUAGACAGAAAUCUUACCGCCACCAGCAAAACGCGAUGGAGACCGAUUACUCGGCGCAGUAUUCCUUGAAAGAUUUUCAAGUGACUUGCAACGAGGCGCCGGUUCACGUUCGACCGAACAUACCGCGAGCGUUUUGGCUGGACGAAUUCAAUUCGAAUGGGCCAAGUGGCCGAAUCACGAAGGCUCACGUGGCUCGCACUUUGUCGAACGUCGUGCGCCUUCACACGCUCGAGAAACGGAAGUUGCUGAAUUCGUCGAAGCUCUAGCGAUCUUGGCCGAAUUCGGAUCGAGGAAAUCAACCGCGACGAAGGCUUCGUUUCGACGACCACACCGGAUUCGUCAGGCUGCAGUCUCUCUUUGUGUACCAAUCGCGUUUUCGUUACACGAAUGCUCCUGCGAGUAAUAAAUGUUCAAACACUCCGGCGCGUUGAGUAACUUUCGCGAGUAACCUUUCGAGGGACGAAUAUUCGGGUUUCUCGCGCUGGAAAACGGAACGGGAGAGAGCGUUGUAUACUCGGAAGUAACGAUAUAAUGAGGUCGUCGAGUUUCAGACGUCUCAUUAUAUAAUUAUCCGAAAGUACACGUUCGAUCGGGCGGAUGAUGUUUCAGAGGACGACGCUAGACACAAGACGAUGUAAAAACCAACAUGGUAUGGAUUUGUUAUUUCAAGUGCCAUAUAAAUAUGUACAAUGAGUGAACAUGUACACGCCGCAGGAAAACGAGAAUAAUUCCGCACGCAUGGACCGCGUACCGAACUAGUUCAUAGAUACGCAAGCCGAUCUGUAAUAUUCAUAACAAUUUUGUUUUAUUGCUGACAUAUAUAUAUGUGUAUAUAUAUAUAUACCAGUAUUCACACGAUAAAAAAUAAUCUAUGAACAAUAAUUUCUGUAUAUCUCCAUUUUUCGUUUAUCGAUGAAAACGUGCCCGUAUUUUCUUGGAACACGCGCGAACGCGAGUGCUCCUCCCUUCUAAGGGUUUCCAUUUCUUUUUUUUCCCCCGCUAAUCUUUUGAUUCGGUUAAAUCGCCGUCUCCGAGGGUAGGAAACGACCGCGCAUCGAAGAUCAACGAUCGUGUAACGGCGACGCGUUUAUCGAACGCUCGUACAAUCACCUGAAGCGUUAAAAUUAACAAUGAAUAUAAGUUGAUUGGCGGUAACGAACAUCGAUGUCGUACAAAGUAAUGAUAAGAAUCGUGUGACAGCAAUGAUGAUAGGCGAGAAAGCGACGCAACGAAAUCGCGCGAUUCGUAACCGAUUUAUCGGUUGGCGCGCGAACGUCGACGGUUGUCCGGGGAGGAAGAGGCGCUUCCUGAGAGGUCGAGAUGGAAAAGGGAGCCAAACGGUGGCGCGCAUUCAACGUCGUCUACUCGAUUCGCCGAGCCCAUUUCCGUCGUCGUUAGCGAUCACACGUAUACAGUCGAAGAACGAGGAACAACUCGACGCGUAUACAGCUCGCACCUGUCAACGAUUCGUCGACGAUUCGUCGACGAGUCGCGAACGCGAUACAGAGGGUAUUUACAGGCUGCGUUCAUCGUUACGCGUGGUUCUCGCGCGUCGAGUUUUUGUUUUUUCUUCCGAAGAUACAGGAAAGGCUUGUUUAUGUACAGAAACGAGAAUCGUUAGUAGUCGUGAUAGUUUCGCAGUAACGGUACAAACGUUUUCCGAGGGAAACAGCAGAACCGGAGGUCCGAGAACGUUCAACUGAAAACUGUACAGGCGAGACGAGCGCGAGAACGCGUUCGCUUCGAACGAUAUCGUACAGGUAUCGAGAGAGCUACCGUCAACCCCUUGGCUGCGUUGCUCGUAUAUCGUAUAAAUCCGAUUAUUUUAGAUCGCUUUCGUUCGAUGGUCUCAAUGGAAUAGACUUUGUCAGCGAUACGCCGACGUAACGUUCUGCCGGAGCCAAAGGGUUGAACGCAACGGGCUAAACAAGUUUGUCGCCGGCCACGCGGCGAUCGUGGAAAAAUAGGUGGUUAAAACGAUUAUUCUCGACUGGAGCGCUUUCGUUUCUCUCGAUCCUCGCGUCUGUUCGAACGGUCUCGUCUUCUCGGGAUUUCAUCCCUUGGGAUCUCGCGCACGGAAUCGACCGCGACAGAGGACGCGGCGGAAAGAAAGUAACGUCAACGAUUUCCAGCGUGAGCCAACCCCCGCCGCGCGACACAGGACGAAAUUAUAGAACGGUCGUAUACGCGGAGAUGGUAUUCUCUCUAUUCGUUGUAAUACUAGUAUGAGCAUUAUGUAGUUCUAGGAUCCUCUGUUUAUGUUACGCGCGUGUAAUAUUCGUUAAAAAGGAUUACAGUAAAAUAAGCUGAAAAGCGUGGAUUACACAGAGAGAAACGCCGAGCGAAGGACCACGGGAAUAACUGGAGCGCGUCUCCUCUGGUUCCGCGGCGGGCAAAACAGGAUCGCGCGCGCGUCGGUUACCCCGGAAUUACACUCAAACUUUAUACGAAAUUAUUCGCCCGUUUAAAAUACACGCGUCAAGUAGUAAAAUGAUAACUGGCUAUAUUUCAUACAUAUGUAUA
Molecule: messenger RNA, 4802 nt
Organism: Nomia melanderi (Alkali bee)
Lineage: Eukaryota; Metazoa; Arthropoda; Insecta; Hymenoptera; Halictidae
Source: RefSeq, a predicted model, not a curated record